AUGAGACGAAAGACGAUUCGUGGCAGGAGACGGAGACAUCAGGAGAAGGCAAAGGAGGCGGCAGAGGAGCAGGAUGAGGAGGCGGGUGAGGCGGAGGUUGACGAGAGGGAGAGAUUCAAGGUCUACAAGCACGCUGGACGAUAUUGGAACCCUUUCCCGGAGUGGAGAGAACAGGGUAUCUGGGAAUGGUUCUACUGGAAACUGCAUAAGCUCGUCACAUGGAACUUCAUUAACCCUGCUGGACUUCCUUGGGAUAAGACAGUCUUGGAGCGUACGAUACCGCUUUACACCCCGGACUUUGCAUUGCUCAUUGAGGCUUCAGGAGAUAAGGUGACUGAGGUUGAGGAGGCUGAGAUGAUUGCUUUGCAUGACUUGGUUGCACCUGGACAGGAAAUUGUUGAGGCUGUGGCACUGGAUGAUCCGCUCAGCGCAAGCUGGGCCACGAUGGAGUCUACCUCAUCAACCGACGAACCAGAAUCCAACCCAAACUCCGACGAGACCGUUGUACCAAUGUUGACCACCAUUCCUGCUGUCCUCGUUCAAGACUCUGCACCAGUCCCCGAAAUUCCUGCCGUCGAAGACCGUAUCGUUUACACCUGGCUCGGGCAGUCUUGCGUCCACGUCCAACUCGGGUCCCUCACCGUCUUGACCGACCCUGUUUUCUCCUUUUCGCUUCCGUCCGACAACUCAGAACUUCCAACAUUCAUGAAAGUCGACCGUAUCCGUCCUGUCCCAGCUACGCUUGAGAGUCUGGGUAAGAUCGAUGUCGUCCUCGUCUCGCACAAUCACUACGACCAUCUGGAGGAAGCGUCUGUUCUCGCUAUCGGUGACUCGGCGGAGUGGUUCGUCCCGAUGGGUAUGAAGGAUUGGUUCAACGAUCUCGGAGUCUUCCGUGUCACAGAGAUGGAGUGGUGGGACUUCGCCCCAGUUCGCUCCAACACCGCAUUCGAGGUCGUUGCGGUUCCGGCUAUGCAUUGGUCUGCACGGACACCGCUGGAUACGAAUACUACCCUCUGGACUGGAUUCUGCAUGAUGCACAACAACGAGAACAUCCUUUACCAUGCUGGUGACACCGGGUAUAUGAAGGAUCUCUUCCCGCUCAUCAAGAAGAACUAUGGAUCGCCCAAACUCGCUCUACUUCCCAUUGGCGCUUACGAACCGAGAUGGCAUCUGUGCACGCAACACAUCGACCCCGAAGACGCUGUCAAGAUCGCCCUCGAGCUUGACGCGGAGAGAGCCGUCGGGGUUCACUGGGGUACCUGGAUCUUGAGUGACGAGCACUACCUCGCCCCCGUCGUCGAGUUACGGAGGAAUGUGGAGAAGUACAAGAUGCAGGCGGGGAGGUUCAUUGCUGGUGAGAUGGGUGAGACGGUGGUUAUCCCGUGGGGAAAGCAGAUGGCGGAGAAGGAGCAUUGGGAGUAUGCCAUGAGGGAGGCGAGGGAUGGGAAGUGCUUGGUUUGGGAGAGGGAGUAG
This is a messenger RNA of Saitoella complicata NRRL Y-17804, 1473 nucleotides long. RefSeq names its product Metallo-hydrolase/oxidoreductase. The transcript has a single exon. The record is from RefSeq and is a predicted model, not a curated record. The coding region runs from base 1 to 1473 and encodes 490 amino acids. Gene Ontology annotation, cellular component: membrane-bounded organelle; cytoplasm. Gene Ontology annotation, biological process: N-acylphosphatidylethanolamine metabolic process; N-acylethanolamine metabolic process. Gene Ontology annotation, molecular function: N-acylphosphatidylethanolamine-specific phospholipase D activity. NCBI's taxonomy places the organism in Eukaryota, Fungi, Ascomycota, Saitoellomycetes, Saitoellales, Saitoellaceae.